This is a messenger RNA of Thalassophryne amazonica, 1484 nucleotides long. RefSeq names its product zinc finger protein. The transcript is spliced from 7 exons. The coding region runs from base 432 to 1175 and encodes 247 amino acids. Lineage: Eukaryota; Metazoa; Chordata; Actinopteri; Batrachoidiformes; Batrachoididae. Gene Ontology annotation, molecular function: nucleic acid binding; zinc ion binding. The record is from RefSeq and is a predicted model, not a curated record.
CUCACCGCAAAUGGAGCGUACAGUUCUGUCACACACAGCUUUUCUCUCUUUCAUGAAGGCUGCUCUCUCUGUUUUCUUGUCGUCUUCCCUUCCUUUCGCCGGGAUAUUUUACUUUAGUUUUCCCUCCACGGGGUAUUUCAGUGAGUGGAUGAUAUCAACACAGACUCCGCGAGACUCCAGCAUCACGACAGAGCGGCGCGAGCCAGGAGAGGAGGAGGCGCGCGCGAUUAAAACAAAAUAAAGAAGAAGAAGAAAUAUAAAAUCUGCGUGGAAUACAAACAACACAGCGGGAAUUUAUCUGGAAUCCCGGCAAGUUUGGACGGAUUUCACCUCAUUUUACGGUACAGGUGCGUAAAGGGGACGCACAGCUGCAGCUGGCUGAUGGUUGGCAGUUUCGUCGAGAGGACUGAGUGCCUCUGAGCAAGUGUCAGAUGAAGAUGAAGUCUGCAGGUGUGGUGGAUGGAGGACUGUUCACAGAGAGCUACUGUAACAUCUGCAAUGCACAGCUCAUUUCUGAAUCUCAGCGCAUCGCUCACUAUGAGAGUAAGAAACAUGCCAACAAGGUGCGUCUCUUCUACAUGCUCCAUCCUGAAGACGGAGGGCCACCUUCCAAGAGGCUGAGGCCGGACAACCCGGACUGUGCAGAGACGGACGUAGACAGGAACAAGUGCUGUACCUUGUGUAACAUGUUCUUCACGUCAGCCGUUGUGGCUCAGUACCACUAUCAAGGCAAAACCCACGCCAAGAGAGUCCGCUUGGUUCUGGGAGAACCGCCCAUGACCAGUCCUACAAAUACAGAUUCCUCCCCCUCCACCCCAUUGCCCACAGACCCUGCUGCAUGCCCUGCUCCCCCUGUGACCUUGCCUUGGCCUGUGCCGGUGGAUGGUGGAAACGGUGGAAGAGAAGCUGCAAAGUACUGCUGUCUGUGUGGAGCCUGGUUCAACAACCCCCUGAUGGCACAGCAGCAUUACGAGGGCAAGAAGCACCGCAGGAAUGCAGCCAGGGCACGACUCCUGGAGCAGCUAGCAGGCAGUCUGGAUGCCACAGAGAGCACAGGUCUACGCAGUAGUUACUCCUGCAGCGUCUGCAGUGUGGUCCUUAACUCCAUUGAGCAAUAUCAUGCACAUCUCCAGGGCUCCAAGCACCAGAACAACCUGAAGCAACACCAAGAGUAAGCCACUCAAACAGUCUGCUACAGAAAGAAGAACAGAUGAAUAGAGAGAUAACUGAAAUAAAACAACUUCAGCAAAGAAGACUUGUGCUGGAACCUUCAGUGCACAUGUACGAACGUGUGUGUGUGUAUGGGUGUCUCGGGCUUCCAUGCACGCACCUGGAGUAUGCAUGCGUGGGUCAUUGUGGGUGUUUUGUAUCUUUGAUCUAAAAAUAUGUGAGAUUUAUUCUGCACCGAAGUGUUUGAUGCAAGUUUCUGCACCAAUGCGGCUGCAUAUUGCCAUAUUAGUCCUGUGUGAACCACAAUCCUAAAA